UCAAUACUCUGUUUCCCCUCUUUGAAUCUCCGCAGUUUCUUUCUGCAAGAAAAAAAAAGAUAUCUUUCAAUCAUCAUGUCGAAGAUGAAAUAUGAUCGGAAGCCACCGCUUGCUGCUAAAUCGCCUAUCCGCUUACCUCCCGGCCGCUCUCUCCGAUCAAACUCCGCCUCUCUGCAAACCCCACCAGGUUCUUUAACUAAAUCCAAGAAGCCGAUCCAUACAUGGGGAGUUGAAGAAUCUCAAAUCCGUCCCGAGUACCUCUCCAUUUCUUGCGAGUUACGGGCUUUGGCUCGGAAAGUUAAAGAUGAACUCGGAAAUGAGGAAAAGGAGAAGGCUGGUUUAGGCGAUGAGACUAUUCUCAGCGCCAACAAAUCUUGUCCGGUGUUCGAGAGGGGCCGAUUGUACGACGAGUACUCGGCAAGGAGAGACGAGAGGCUAAAGAGAAAAAAAGGCGAAAAGGAAAACGAACCAAUGACAGGUCAUCAACUUGGAGUAAAAGUUGAAUCUUCAAAGAGAAGAGGGCAAUCGAAGAAGCUUGAGAGCUUGAAGAGGUCGGCAAUGGAGAUGGAGACUCCAAGGUAUCUGCUACGGAGCAUGAACACAGAGAAUAAGAAGCCUCCUCUUGCAGUGUCUGUCACUGCCACUCGGAAGAAAACAGCGGCUAGAAGAGUUGCUAAGUAAGCUCUGAAAGUUGGGAAUUUAGGCUUUUU
Messenger RNA from Hibiscus syriacus, 710 nucleotides. RefSeq lists its product as uncharacterized. Lineage: Eukaryota; Viridiplantae; Streptophyta; Magnoliopsida; Malvales; Malvaceae. The record is from RefSeq and is a predicted model, not a curated record. The transcript is spliced from 2 exons. Bases 76 to 681 code for a protein of 201 amino acids.